Molecule: messenger RNA, 3436 nt
Organism: Diachasma alloeum
Lineage: Eukaryota; Metazoa; Arthropoda; Insecta; Hymenoptera; Braconidae
Gene: MCU
Product: calcium uniporter protein, mitochondrial
Exons: 6
Coding region: 296-1576 (426 amino acids)
Biological process (GO): calcium import into the mitochondrion; mitochondrial calcium ion homeostasis
Cellular component (GO): uniplex complex; mitochondrial inner membrane
Molecular function (GO): calcium channel activity; uniporter activity
Source: RefSeq, a predicted model, not a curated record
CGGUGUCCACACGGGCUCUUGGUUCCUACAUUUCGACUGACUCACAGCAGACUCACAGUUGAUGGAGAGCAGAGAGCGACCACCGGUCGCAUGAUAAAGAGACAACAAAGGGGGGACUGAGCAACAACAACAACAGCAACACCAACACCAACAGCAACAAAAACCUCGACAUCACUGAAACUGUCAAUAAUUACAGUUUAAUUGUUCAACAACAGGUCGAUUGGGGACAGUGUCAUUGACUUUGUGUUUAAUUUUCCCAGAAAAUAAUAAGAAACAAACAAGGAAAAAAUAAAAUAUGGCGGCUGCUAGUGUAACGUGUCGAGCCUUGAUAGUCGUCAGGAUCGAAAUGACUCGACCUUUGAGUGUUGCAUCCCUGACUGCACCAAGGAGGUAUAGGAACGAGACGUGGUGUCGACGGUGGUGGAAUAUAUCACAACGUAGUUUAUCAACGACAACUAGGAAAUUCACUCCAACGCUGAGUCCAUUGCUGAGUAGAGAAGCAAGAGAGUUCAAGGAGGCCAGAACCUUCCAGAAGAUAACAAAGGAGGCUAAAAGUGCCAGAGAAGUUGAACCCGAUAGUUCUACACUGACAGAAGUGAGCGUCGAUUUCCAUCGAGGAUUUCCAAGGAUCACAGUGCCCCUCCCUUCGAGAAAAGAAAGAUGUAUUUUUACCCUCAAACCAAUUACCCAUACAGUUGGAGAUUUUCUCAAUAUGCUUAAAUCCGAGGAUCGUGGAAUUGAUCGUGCAUCAAUCACGACCAUUGAUGGAACAAGAAUAGGAGGUAGUAAUACUAUAGAAUCACUUCUAGAUGCUGACUUUAAGUUGAUCAUCAAUGACGCAAUAUACGACGUUACACCACCGGCUCAGGAGAAUUAUUCAAUGGAGACCAUUGACAAGUUAUCGGACGUUCAGAUGACGGUGUGUCAGCUCUACGAGGCCCUCCACUGCCAAGAGUACAACUCAAUCCUAGAGAGGGAAACAGUCGCAGAGUUGGAGCAAGUCAUGCUUGAGUUGGAGCCGCUAGAAGCGAAAAAGCUGGAACUGGAAAUAACCUCAGAGAGGCGUGCCAAUUUACACGCAUUAUUUGGUCUAAUGGCGAUGGGGAUUCAAGUAGGUAUCCUAGCCCGAUUAACGUGGUGGGAAUAUUCUUGGGAUAUUAUGGAGCCUGUGACCUACUUUGUCACAUACGUAACCGGUAUGGGAUGCUAUAUCUAUUUCAUUAUGACAAGACAGGAAUUCAUGCUACCUGACGUGAUGAAUCGAAGGUAUCUACUGGUAUUCCACAAACGUGCUAAAGCCAUUGGCCUAGAUCUCAACAUUUACAAUCAACUGCGAGAGAGAGCAUAUGAACUCGAGACAACGUUGAAAAUAAUACGUGGACCACUGUGGAAUCAUAAGCACAAAAUUGAACAGAAAAUACGAGAGAGAGCAAGAUCGUCAAGUUGUAGCUCAAGCUCAAGCUCAAGCUCAAGCUCGGAAUCAAGGUCAAGAUCAAGAUCACCUCAUCCAAAUUCACAUUCACACAAAAGUCAUAAAAAUGACGAGAAAGUACAUAACAAAGCGGACAAGUCAUGAAUUGAAUUGUCAGUGUGACAAAUGCUCAAUAGAGUGUAGAGUAAAUUUAUUAUUAAUAAUACAUCGAAAUCAAUGGAGAACUUUUCCUUUGAGGCAAACAAGUCAUUGACAUUAUUCUCAUAUUGUCAGUGUCAAUUAUCUCAUAUCUGCAAAAUGAAUAUUUAUCUUUGCCAAUGUUUGUUUAUCCAGCGGAGUCUUGAUUAUGGGACAGUGUUGCAAAGGGGCCAUAUUCUGUUGGAUUAUAAUUAAUUACAAAUUAAUGAAACAGCUCACUUAUAUUUUUCAAUUACAAUAAUACAAAUGUGCCAACAAUGUUCGUGGCUUCUAGUCGACUCACCACGUUACCUCUCUGCAUCAAAACAUCAUUAUAAUCAUCAGUCUCUCAGUAACCCAUAAACUUCCAUUAUCAUUCGUUUUUGGGUCACAGUAGCCGUUGGGCAGAUUAAGAUAAAAAUUUUAAAAAUCUAUUUUAUACGCUUGAAAAAUUGGUCGGCUCGCUUCUUAAGAUUACCUUGAAUCUUCAACUAUAUUUUAAAAGAUAGUACAUGGCUGUUGAAACCUAGGGAAUUAUAAUGAAAAAAUCAUUAUAAAUUCAUAGAGAAUUAAUCGUUGAAAGUAGCCCUUGUCAUUCUUCAAAACCGUUCAAACAAUGAAAAUCUUUCGCUUUAUACACCAUAUAUUUCUCACCUGGCCAUCCGUCCGCCAUGAAUGCUUGAAAAAAAUUGCAACACUUAUACCACUCUCUGGCACUCUUCAACUAAUACAACUAUUUAGUAGUUGUUCAAUAGCCGCCAAAUUAAAUUGUAAUAGGAAUAAUAAUGUGAGAGAUUGGAGAUACAAUUAAUUGGACAAGUUGAUUUACCUACUGCACAUUUUAAACUAGAACUAGAAGAACAAUUUUGCAACUUUUUAUAGAGAAUCUCUUUCAUGGCUAUGCUAUAACUGGCACCAAUUCCACAUUUUAAGAAAUGUUGAAGUCAAAGAAAAUGUCUGUAUUGGCGAUGAUCAAGUUGUAAUUAUUUUUUUCUCUCUAUAUUUGAUGGCUAAAAUAGGGGAGGCCCACUUGAGGUGGGUAUUUUUUUUUUUUCUCUUAAAUAUCAAACCACUUAAAUAUCCACCUCAAUAAACUCAGGAAUAAAUUAAUCAUCAAUUAAUCUCAAACUGUAUUCUCUUCAAGGAAAAGAAAAGAACAAUUGGAUAAAUGUUAUUUUUAUUUGUCUUCAACAUUUCUUCACAGAAAUCACAGUAAGUGCUAUUUAUCAACAAUGAAAAUUAAUCAGAAAAUACUAAUUGCACCAAUUACUCUCAAGGCAAUAGAUUCAAUAAUAGUUGACGUAUAAAAAAUGCAUCGCACAAUCUUACCAUAAGGAUUGAAGAAAAGGUGAAAUUUUUCUCUUCCAUUAAUCGAUAAUUUUCAAUGAGUUAUUUAGGCUAUGUAAAAAAUAAUUUCACUCAUCAUGAGAUUGUUGUUGAAAUAUUUAUUUAUAUACUGCAUUUACCUUGUACUUGUGUGAAUUAUAAGUUUUAUGCUAUGCUGUUUCUACUUCGAGCUUGUGAGAAUGCUGCCUAAACUCUUGAUCGAUUGAUUAUUCUGGAAGUUGUUUAUGUACAUACACCUAGAAAUACGAAUAAUAUGCAUAUAAUAAGAAAAACAAAACAAGUUUGAGAUGAGGUGAAAAAAUUGGAUCAAAAAGAUGCUGAUUUGUAUCGUCUUUUCCUUGUAUAAAAAUAGAAAAAUCAUAUGCCUACUGUAAAAAUUGAUAGUUGGGUUUAUGUUAUAUACAAUACUCUUCAAUGCUCGAUUGGAGUUUCUCUGUAAAUAUAAAAAUUCACAAUAAAAAUACAUGAAUAUUUAUUCAA